UCUCUCUCUCCUCUCGUUUCCGUCGCCGAUGCGUCUCCCCCGUGUCGUCGCGCGAUUUCAGUGACGUCCGCACAUUCUGAGGUGACGUGGGCACCGACGGGAGUGGUGGUCCUCCUCCUCCCUCUCCAGUUUCUCUCUCUAUCUCUUAUUUUUCUCUCUCUUCCAGGGUUCGGUUGUCUCCUCGAGUGUUGGUUCGGUGCUCGGUAGUCGAGGCUCAAGCGGGUUUGAAUAUCUUCCCUCACCUCUACUUCUAUCGCUUUCUAUCUCGAGCUGUUCUACUUUGGUCCGGGAGAGAAGAAAGGCGAGGAUGCUUGCUGGGAAAGAAUUUGCUGGCUUACUGGUUUUGCACUAGAUCAAAUGUUCUCCAAGUUCCAUGCCAUCUCUUUGUCAGUUGAAUUAUGAAGGAUCCAGGACUAUGGCUCCUAGCUUCUCCAAAUGAAGGAACGCCAGCGCUGGAGAGCUGAAGAAGACGCCAUUCUUCGAGCAUACGUGAAGCAAUAUGGGCCGAGGGAGUGGAACCUCAUCUCCCAGCGCAUGAAUGUUUGCCUCGAAAGAGAUGCCAAGUCAUGUCUUGAGCGUUGGAAGAACUACCUCAAGCCAGGCAUCAAGAAGGGUUCUCUCACAGAGGAAGAACAGCGACUGGUGAUUCACCUUCAGUCCAAGCACGGCAACAAGUGGAAGAAGAUUGCAUCAGAGGUACCUGGUCGCACUGCCAAGCGGUUAGGCAAGUGGUGGGAGGUCUUCAAGGAAAAACAACAGCGUGAGCUGAAAGAGAGCAACAGGGUUUCAUCAGCACCCAUUGAACCUGGGAAAUACGAUCGCAUUCUUGAGAGCUUUGCAGAGAAACUGGUGAAGCAACGACCCGUCGCUCCGCUGCUCAUGGCAACACCAUUGCUUCCUCCAUGGCUUGCAAAUUCCAAUAACACGAGCUCGCCAUCAGUUGCCCUCUCUCUCUCACCAUCAACAAUUCCUGCUGCACCACCUGCACCCUGGGUGCAGAUUGAAAGAGGGGCACCUGACAGUACAUUAGGCCUGAUCAAUUCACAACAGAAUGUUUUUGCUGAGCUGGUUGAGUGUUGUAGGGAACUGGAGGAAGGGUAUCAGGUUUGGGCGGCACAUAAAAAAGAGGCUGCGUGGCGGUUGAAGAGAGUUGAACUGCAACUAGAGUCAGAAAAGGCGUGUAAAAGGAGGGAGAAAAUUGAGGAGAUUGAAUUGAAGGUGAGGGAACUAAGGGAGGAGCAGCAGCUGGCGUUGGAGAGGAUUGAAGCUGAAUGCAGGGAACAGCUACUUGUUUUGAGAAGAGAUGCAGAAGCCAAAGAACAGAAGUUGGCAGAGCUGUGGUCUGCAAAGCAUGGUACGUUAAGCAAACUCAUAAAGCAGAUGACCGGUCAUCAUUGAGAAGAAGGGAAGGACUGCUACAUUUCCUGUUAUUCUGCUGAGUUUUACAUAUGUGAGGCUUAUGAUACUUCCUCUUUGUUCAAGUCACUUAUUGUGGUAUUUUCAUGGUGAGAGUUUUUACUGCAAUGGAUUUAGUUUUUCAACUUAUGAAUCAUGGAUAGAGACUUGCUUAACAAUUUUUAAUGAAAAUUUUCAUUAAAGUUUA
Messenger RNA from Dendrobium catenatum, 1603 nucleotides. RefSeq names its product transcription factor AS1. NCBI's taxonomy places the organism in Eukaryota, Viridiplantae, Streptophyta, Magnoliopsida, Asparagales, Orchidaceae. The transcript is spliced from 3 exons. Bases 436 to 1398 code for a protein of 320 amino acids. The record is from RefSeq and is a predicted model, not a curated record.